AUGGGAAUGAAGAAGAAAAGAAAUAGCAUUUCAUGUCGUGAGUAUUAUUCUUAUAAGUUGCAAAUUAGAUCACUAAAUGAUUCGAUGAUUUUGCAUAUAGGACGUCUUUUGCGACAAUUUGUUGUAGAUAUGUAUGUAAAAUUAGAAACUUCUAGGCUUGAUUAUUUUAGAAAAAAUCAAACUGAAAUUCGUGCUGAAUUGUAUCAAGGAAUUAUGGAUAGUGUUGAUGUUGGAGAAACUAGGGGCAUAAAAGUUGGUCGAAGAAUUAUAUUGCCUUCUACUUUUAUCGGUGGUCCUAGAGAUAUGCGUAGAAGGUACAUGGAUGCAAUGACUUUAGUUCAAAUAUUUGGAAAGCCAGAUAUUUUCCUUACUAUGACAUGCAAUCCAAAUUGGAUAGAAAUUAAACAAGAAUUGAUAAAAAAUGAGGAAGCACAAAAUAGACCAGAUUUAGUUUCACGUGUGUUUAGAGCUAAAUUAGAAGAGUUGAAGAAAGAUCUUUUUAAAGAUGAAAUUUGUGGUCCAGUAGCUGCACAUGUACAUUCUGCUAGAUGGAUAUCACCGCCUGAAGCGAUGUGGAGAAUUUAUGGCUUUUCUUUAAAUGAAAUGCAUCCACAUGUAAUGACAUUACAAAUUCAUUUGGAAAAUAAGCAAAUGAUGAGUUUCAAGAAUUCUGUUAAUUUACAAUCUAUUGUGAAUAAUGAUUUCUUUGCAAAAACUAUGCUUACUGAAUAUUUUGUUAUGAAUCGUGUAAAUGUAAACAGUAGACAAUUAUUAUAUAGGGAGUUUCCUGCACAUUAUGUUUGGUCCUCCCAAUUUAAAACUUGGAAUAUACGCAAACGGUGUGAUGUUGUUGGUAGAAUUGUAAAUGUGAAUCCAUUUGAUCAUGAGAGGUAUUAUCUAAGAUUAUUAUUAAAUCAUGUUAGGGGAGCCACAUCUUUUGAUGAUCUUAAAUGUGUAAAUGGUGUUCAAUGCUUAUCAUAUCGUGAUGCAGCUUUGUUGCAUGGUCGAUUAGAAUCUGAUAAUAGUUUUGAGUUAUGCUUGGAAGAAGCAUUUUUGUACCAAAUGCCUUAUAGUUUACGAAGGUUGUUUGCUACUUUAUUAGUAUAUUGUAGUCCAAGUAAUCCGAGAGAUUUAUGGAUUAAAUAUGAGAAAGCAUUAUCUGAUGAUUUUAAAUAUUUAAAUUAUAGUGAUAGAGUUAAAAGAUCAAAAGUUUUAGGACAUAUUAACAUUAUCCUGGAAUCAAUGGGAAAAACUUUAGCUGAUUAUGAUCUUUUGGAAUUUGACAUUGAUGACAAUGAUAUUCAUGAUGAUAAUAGAGAAAUUAGUGAGGAAUUAUCGAUUGUUAUAAAUGAUGAUGAUAUUGCAUGUGCACAAUCUUUAAAUAUUGAACAAAAAUAUGCAUACGAUCAAAUAUUAGAUAAAGUGUUCUCUAAAGUACCUGGUUUGUUUUUCAUUGAUGGUCCUGGUGGAAGUGGAAAAACUUUCUUAUAUAAAACAAUUCUUGCUGCUGUUAGAUCAAAAGGUUUAAUUGCCCUUGCUACAGCAUCUUCAGGAGUUGCAGCUUCCAUUUUGCCUGGUGGAAGAACAGCUCAUUCCAGGUUUAAAAUACCUUUAGUGAUGGAAGAACAUAAUACAUGUCAUGUUAGUAAACAAUCAGGAUUAGUGAAACUUAUGAAAGAUGCAAGUUUAAUAGUAUGGGAUGAAGCUCCGAUGGUAGAAAAGGAAGCAAUUUAA
This is a messenger RNA of Ziziphus jujuba (common jujube), 1734 nucleotides long. RefSeq lists its product as uncharacterized. Gene Ontology annotation, biological process: telomere maintenance; DNA repair. The record is from RefSeq and is a predicted model, not a curated record. Lineage: Eukaryota; Viridiplantae; Streptophyta; Magnoliopsida; Rosales; Rhamnaceae. Bases 1 to 1734 code for a protein of 577 amino acids. Gene Ontology annotation, molecular function: DNA helicase activity. The transcript has 2 exons.